This is a messenger RNA of Saprolegnia diclina VS20, 1423 nucleotides long. RefSeq lists its product as hypothetical. The coding region runs from base 91 to 1176 and encodes 361 amino acids. The record is from RefSeq and is a predicted model, not a curated record. Lineage: Eukaryota; Oomycota; Saprolegniomycetes; Saprolegniales; Saprolegniaceae. The transcript has 3 exons.
AGCGUCCACGAUGCCGUGGGAAUGUAGGUGCCGGAAUGUAGGUGUUUCCCGCAGACAGGGUGUGGCGUGCGUGCCAGUCGGUCGCGUCCAAUGCCCGAGCCGACGCUGGACCCGGUGCUGCGGAAGCGCCUCUACAUACGCUACAAGCAACGUGCGUACCGGCAGAAGAUCGUGUCUGAGAUCGAGGCGCUCCAGGCCGAAGCCGCCGUUCUCGAGCGCCACGUGGCCCGCUUGACCGCCAAGAAGCAGCUCCUGAGUUGGAAGGACGUCGCGGUAGGCCUCAAAGACGACGUGGUCAUUGCGCGCCGCUCGACGACGACGCUCGAGGCCAAGCGCAAGGCGUAUCUGGAUGUAAUAUCCGCCAUGGCCAAAUGGAUUGCCAUUCAAAAAGGGAUCCAGACGCCGCCAUCGCUUCGACCUACGUGGCGCAACGUCACGCUCGUCAGCAACGCGACGUCGCGCAAAUUAGGCUUUGACUGGAUCACCAAGAACGUCCAUUUUCACACUGACAAGAUGCUCGAGACGUUCAAGUUUCCGUCGCCGAUGGCGCCGAAGUCGCUGCUCGACUUUUACGUCGACGCUGCCGACGCCGAGUGCCUCCAGUAUGUGCUGCGCUGCCAGCAGGACCUCCCGAUCCCGCUCGAGUAUGUCGUCCCGGCGAUCCGCGACAACGUCGUUUCGUUCCUGAUUGGCGCGCUCUGGAACUACGAAGAUCGCGAGAUGCAGGAGAACUUCACCGAGCCCCUCGACAUGGAGCUGCUGCAAGAGCCCGACGACCGAAUGCGCUACACGCGCAAUGUGCUCUCGGGCGAAGAGUCCAUCUACUACCUGACCCGCGAGUUCCGCACUCCGAACCGCGUGACCUUUGUGGGCCAAAAUAUCCACGAAGACGAGCUCUUGCCCAAGAGCCAGCGCCAAUGCAACCGCAACUUUUGGUUCGUCCUCGACCGCCUCGGGCCCGCGAUGACGCGCCUCCGUGUGCUCUACACCACGUCGCAUUAUUUUACAGCCAAUGGGUACGUCUCGCUCGACGACGAAGCGCGCUACUGGGGCUGCGACCUCUCGACGACGCAUGACACCAAGAAGGCAGCGGUCUUCCAUCGGCAUGCCACGGACGUUGGCACCGAGUUUGCACGCCUCGGCGCGCAGCAGAUCGCCCUCGGUUUUGGCGGUUGAUAAAGUGAUACUGCAAAACUUGACGGUUACAUGACGUGGCACGACGGCUCGCUUGCGCUGACUGGGAUCGCAGCGUCCGAGACUUUGCGCAUGCUGCGUCGGCGGAUUAGGUUGACGCCUUCGUUGAUUGUUGUUGUUGUCGCGGUGCUAAUUUCACUCUGCUUGGCCGCGAGCGCGCUGCGUGCGCGCGCGAGUUUUGCGUGCAGUUUGAGUUUGAGUUUGACCAUGAGGAAGAGCUUGUACGACG